Molecule: messenger RNA, 801 nt
Organism: Ochotona princeps (American pika)
Lineage: Eukaryota; Metazoa; Chordata; Mammalia; Lagomorpha; Ochotonidae
Product: neutrophil elastase-like
Exons: 5
Coding region: 17-754 (245 amino acids)
Biological process (GO): proteolysis; acute inflammatory response to antigenic stimulus
Molecular function (GO): serine-type endopeptidase activity
Source: RefSeq, a predicted model, not a curated record
AGGGAGCCACUUCGGGAUGCCAGUCGCUCCUCAUUUCCAAAGCAAUCAAGGCCCUGCACUGGCCUCUGAGAUCGUGGGGGGCCGAUCAGCCCGGCCCCAUGCCUGGCCCUUCAUGGUGUCCCUGCAGCGCCGGGGCGGCCACUUCUGCGGGGCCACCCUGAUCGCCCCCAACUUCGUGCUGUCGGCUGCACACUGCAUGAAUAGCGUGAACUUCCGGUCGGUGCAGGUGGUGCUGGGUGCCCACAACUUGAGGCGGCGAGAAUCCACGCGACAGACCUUCGCCAUCCGGCGCGUCUUCGAGAACGGCUUCGACCCCAUAGACUUGCUGAAUGACAUUGUGGUCCUGCAGCUCAACGGCUCAGCAACCAUCAACAGGAACGUGCAGGUGGCCCGGCUGCCGGCCCAGGGCAGCGGCGUGGACAACGGCGCCCGGUGCCUGGCCAUCGGCUGGGGCCGACUGGGCACGCACCGGCGGCUGUCCCGCGUCCUGCAGCAGCUGAACGUGACCGUGGUGACCUCACUGUGCCGCGGCAGUAACGUGUGCACGCUGGUGCGGCGCCGGCAGGCUGGCAUCUGCUUCGGGGACUCCGGUGGGCCCCUGAUCUGCGGCGGGCUGGUGCAGGGCGUCGACUCCUUCGUCCGUGGCGGCUGCGCCUCAGGGUUUUACCCCGACGCCUUCGCCCCGGUGGCACAGUUCUCCGACUGGAUUAAGUCCAUCAUCCAUCGCAGGGACCUCGCGGACAGGCCCCGCUGAGCCUCGCAUGGCCGCUGCCCCCUCCCAAGUGCUUGACACAAUAAAAG